GCUGUCUGCGCAGACGCGGAAAACUCAGUUAACCUUGCGUGGAGCCACCCGAGACCCAAGGAAAAGCAGGGAGACAGGCGACGGCUACGGGAGAGAAUUAGGAAUAUAUGGUUUGCGAAAGGAACCCUGUCCUUCGACUCUCUCAGGCCUCACAGAACCUUACGGGAAAGGAACUUGAAUUUUUAGAUCAUUCGGAUAUCUUAACCUUGGGAGGGGGUUCCUAAGACGAUUUUCAAACAGAGGAAAAUAAUAUUCCGUCUUAGUGGUACGGUCCAGCUGAUUUAACCAAUAAAAAAAGCUUAUUAUAUAUUCCUGAGUAGAAAAAGACGCUACGGUCUACGCUGGCUGAAUUGUAACUCGGGACGACUUCAUCCGCUUGCGCGGAAAUCGCGAGGAACAAGAAUAAGGCGAUCGCCCUGGCGUGCCGAAAUGCGUCUGAUUUAGAUAGACCUCCCACCCGCUCAAUCACUAGUUAGCUUUCUUUAGAUUGGCAUAUGCUGACAACCAAUAAGCUGAGGGGUGAUGCCUUGCCGAAGAAGGCGGGAAGUUGUGAAAGUGAGAGCCAAUAAGAAUUCAGGCAGGCAUAACCAAUAGCUUCUUGCGAUCUGGAAAGCUUCCGCCAAUAGGGGCUUCCGCGGGACUGGGGAUCGAAAGCGGAGCGUUUACAGGAGCGUUGCAGUUGCUGGGAGAGGGUUGCUAGGAGAAGGUCGGGACGUAUUUUUCUGUGAGCAGGUGCACGUGGGGAUCGUUUCCCUGUCCUGCACUCUUGGUCCGCUCCCAUAGUGACCCCUCCUCUGGCAGAGUCCCAAGAGGGUCUGUAGUCUUCGCAGCACCCCGCUCCACUGGGCCUUGUCUCCGACUCCCGUUUAAUCCUUGUGCAAGCCUCACCUAGUAAACGUAGGCCUUUUCUCUGUCUCCCCUCGGCUUUGCUUCCCGCAUAGUUUUUUAUGGUGAAGGCCAGUGCAGGCCAUGGUGAAGUUAGCUGCCAAAUGCGUCGUGGCAGGUGAUUCAACUGUGGGCAAGAGUGCCUUGAUCCAGAUGUUCUGCAAUGAGGGGGCUCAUUUCCAGAAAAACUAUACUUUGACAGCAGGAGUAGAACUACUGGUGAAGACCAUACCUAUUCCAGAGACAAGUGAUAGUGUGGAACUCUUCCUCUUUGAUUCAGCAGGCAAAGAACUCUUUUCUGAGAUGCUGGAGAAAUUGUGGAAACAGCACAAUGCCCUGUGUAUUGUGUAUGAUGUCACCAAUGAGCAAUCUUUCAAUAACUGUGCCAAGUGGCUAGAGAGACUGAGGACCCAUAACUCUGGAAUGCACAUUCCAGGUGUGUUAGUGGGCAAUAAGAUUGAUUUAAUUGACAGAAGGGUUGUGGAACAAAACAAAGCACAAGAAUGGGCAGAAAACAAUGGCCUAGAGUACUGCGAGAUGUCAGUAAAAGACAUGGAAAACUUUGAAGCCCCUUUUCAUCUUAUUGCAAAUUCCUUUCACCGACUGUACAAAGAGCGGGUGGAAACCUUUCACUCACUUGUGUGAGAUCCCUCUGAGUGUAAUAUACUUAACUUGCUUCUUUUUCUUGAGCCUGGUAAUAAUCAAAAGUUUAACAAUCAAAGACUAAAAAUCAUAUGAGAGUAGAAGUUAAGCUUUGUUGUUUAAAUAUAAUUUGCUUUCUAGUAAUUGUGAGCCAAAUUAAACUUACAUAAAGAGACUUACUUUGGCUGUAACUUCACAUUCAUCUGUUUAUAAUCUGUCCUGUAUCAUACAUUUUUAAUUGGAUGUUGUUAUUUUUGCAUGAUUCCACUGUUUACAUAAUGUGAAAGCAAGUAUAAUGUAACCAUCAAGAGAAAUUUCAAGAAAUAAAACAUAAUCUAUAAAAUUAACGUGCAA
This is a messenger RNA of Varanus komodoensis (Komodo dragon), 1881 nucleotides long. RefSeq names its product intraflagellar transport 27 (gene IFT27). The transcript has 7 exons. The record is from RefSeq and is a predicted model, not a curated record. Gene Ontology annotation, molecular function: GTPase activity; GTP binding. NCBI's taxonomy places the organism in Eukaryota, Metazoa, Chordata, Lepidosauria, Squamata, Varanidae. Gene Ontology annotation, cellular component: Golgi apparatus. Bases 970 to 1530 code for a protein of 186 amino acids.